Messenger RNA from Ipomoea nil (Japanese morning glory), 732 nucleotides. Its product is annotated as casparian strip membrane protein 2-like. Bases 48 to 689 code for a protein of 213 amino acids. The record is from RefSeq and is a predicted model, not a curated record. Lineage: Eukaryota; Viridiplantae; Streptophyta; Magnoliopsida; Solanales; Convolvulaceae. The transcript has 3 exons.
GAUCGUCAUAUAAAUAUAUAUAUCUUCAUCUUCAAAGUUCCAAUAUAAUGGAGUCAUCAUCAUCAAAAAACAGCAAAGAAACAAGCAUCCUUAUGCCAGAAUCCAAGCAACUCAGCAGGCAGGAGAAAGGCACAAUUAUUGCCACCACAAAAGCCACCCCUCUCCACCCACAAAUCGGAGGAGGAGGAUGGAGGAAAUGUGUUGGUGUCGUCCACUUCAUUCUCAGGCUUUGCGCUCUGGUGGCGGCCUUGGCCGCCGCCGUUACUAUGGCAAUCUCCGAUCAAUCUCUCCCUUUCUUCUCCCAGUUCUUCCAGUUAAAAGCAAGCUACGAUGAUCUCCCUGCCUUUCCGUAUUUUGUGGUUGCAAAUGGCAUAGCUAGCGGAUACCUAGUUCUGUCGUUGCCAUUCUCCAUUAUUUGUAUCGUCCGACCACAUUUGGUCGGGCUAAGACUUCUCCUCUUCAUACUUGACACAGUGAUGGUGGCUUUUACGGUGGCCGGAGCGGCUGCCGCGGCUGCCAUAGUGUACUUAGCACACACCGGAAACUCCACCACUAACUGGUUUGCCAUUUGCCAGCAGUACACCGAUUUCUGCCAGCGUGUCAGCGGCACCGUCGUGGCUUCCCUCAUCGCCGCCGUCAUCUUCGCCUUCCUUGUCCUCCUUUCUGCCGCCGCACUCAGACGCCACUAAACCACAAAAGGAUGCUGUGUGUGUGUGUAGUGUUUAUGCAUGU